Strongylocentrotus purpuratus (purple sea urchin) is the source of this 1314-nucleotide messenger RNA. RefSeq names its product carboxyl-terminal PDZ ligand of neuronal nitric oxide synthase protein. Bases 833 to 1168 code for a protein of 111 amino acids. Gene Ontology annotation, molecular function: nitric-oxide synthase binding. Lineage: Eukaryota; Metazoa; Echinodermata; Echinoidea; Camarodonta; Strongylocentrotidae. The record is from RefSeq and is a predicted model, not a curated record. The transcript is spliced from 5 exons.
UACAUGCAAAAUCAACGUGCAAAGUGUGCAUUCUGCUCCAAGCCCUAGAUGCGAGCCUAUCCAACGGUAAGCCUACGUGUUACCUAUACAGUUCAGGAUACCCCUUUUGCUAAGCGAAUGCCCUGCCUGGAGUUCUGCGUACGGUUGGUCAUCAAUUUUCGCAGUGCAGUGUACAUCCAAUCCAAUCCAAGCCGUAGGGUGCGAUUGAUCUCUCACGUAACAUCGUGUCUGUCACCCUCACAGCUCAUGUGACUCAGGGUCCCAAGGCCCGGACGUCCUUCCCCUCUCUUCCUCGGUUUGCGCUAAUCUCCAGGAGGCCUUCUGUGCUCACUCAUUAAAAAGUUACCUCGUCCCCGCCGCCGAAAUACAUAUACCUAGGAAUACAGGGAUUGCCAGCGAGAAGCGAAUGACAUCCUUUCAGGGCUGCUUUGAAUCUUUCGCUCGGGGAGAAGUUUUUCCGUCCCGGAGUCUAGCAUUUUCGAUACUUGUGGAUUCUUAACGGAACAUAAAGUUGGAGAGAGACUGGGAGGAAAAGUCUGUCAUGACUUUGCAUUUCAUGUAGUGUGCUUGAUCCGUUGUGAAUUAAUCGAAGAUCAUUGAGGAAAAGUAGAUUUACUAAUCAAACCAUCAUACCUGCAUGCAGCAGGCUACAGAUUUAUACUCUGUGAUCUACUGCUUAUUAUACCGACAUAGUUCUGGAGACAACUUCAUAAUGGGAAAUUGCUUACCAAAAUAAUUCUGAACACAUCGGAAUCUCAGUGGAGUUAUUGGAUAGCAUUUUAUCUGUAUUUUGUUGUUUGGGAAUAUAUUGGAUUGAUUCGUCAUCGCCAAGAUGCCGUCGAGACGCAAUAAAUACAACUUGGUUGAGGAUGCCUACGACACACGCAUACCGCUUCACAGUGAGGAAGCAUUCCAACAUGGAAUACACUUUCAAGCAAAGUAUAUUGGCACACUGGAUGUGCCUAGACCAAGCAGCAGAGUGGAGAUUGUAGCUGCUAUGAGGAGAAUAAGGUAUGAAUUCAAAGCAAAAGGAAUCAAGAAAAAGAAAGUCAACCUCGUCAUAUCUGUUGAUGGCAUCCGAGUUGUCCUCAGGAAAAAGAGGAAGAAGAAGGAGUGGGAAUGGGACCAAGACAGACUGAUUCUCAUGCAGCAUCCCAUCUACAGGUAAGAUUAUCUUCUAAUCUCAUCCAUCAUUCAUCUUUGCUUGUCAAAUCUCUUGAUGCUAUCCUGAUUGGAAUGGAUAAGAUGGUGAUAGAAGGGAACAUGAAGUGAUAUUGGUGUAGAAAAAAGUAAGGCAGAAGUAGCAUGGGAAUU